AUGGACAGAAUGCAUGUGUUUGGUGUCAAUUGUGAUACUCGCUGCUCUCGUGCCUCACGUCGAGGUAGUCUGGUAUGUAUGGCUUCAUUCCUACCUUUCCUACAGUCGGGGCGCAAAGAAAGUCCUAACAGUUCUGUUGAUGACGAACCCGAAGAGCCAAAGCUUACAAUCUUAACCAAACAACACAAGAAUGCAAUCAGAUCCUUACGAAAGAUUAAAUAUUUCGUCGCCCGAAGAAAAUUCAAAGAAGCGCUUAAGCCGUACGACGUGAAGGACGUGAUCGAGCAGUACUCGGCCGGACACGUCGACCUCUUGGCCAGAGUCAAGAAUGUCCAGCAGAGAUUGGAUGUGAUUUUAGGGAAAGUCGGUUCAAAAGCCAAAGAUGUAUACGAAUCUAAGAUAAGUGUGGCCUCGAGGAUAGUCAAAGUGGAAAGAUCUGUGGAGGACAUUGAGAACAAAAUCGAUCAGUUGAUGGAAAUGUAUUUGGAAGACAGGGCCAGAAUGAGCGCAAUGGCCUUAUCCGGGUCAGCCGGGUCAGGACAAGUGCCACUAUUACCACAUAUCUCGUCCACAUUACCUAACCAUUCGCCUCCACCGCCACCGCCGAGUACUCCGGUGUUGCCAUCGUUUCCAAACGGCUCAUUAUCUCCAUUAUCAUCGCUGGCAAAGCCAAAGCCAAUACUCAUUGAUAAGCAAUCAUCAGAACCUAAUACUCCGAUCGCCAGGAGUAUCGAGAAGCAGAUCCAAAGGGGGAACUCCGACUUAAGUCAGAGGUUUGUGAAAAAGCGGGUGACUCUGAGGCACUCGUUAGACACUGCGGUCAACCGGUGCUCCAGUGCUGGCACUCAACGAACUGUAAGCGAAGCCCAUAGGAGUGCCAGAAGUGACUCUUCAAUCAUUGGCGGCAUAAUGUUGUCGUCGGCCACGGCCUCCGCACCAGCAAUAAAGUUGGAGACAGAUAUGGACGCGAGUCAUACGAAUGCACAAAACGAUUCGCGAGUCACUCUGUCUUCGGCCGACUCGGUCGACAGGGAAAUGGUGUCCGAGUCGUCCACUUUGGGCACAGAACUCGAGUCCCUGUGCGUUAGCGAUGAGAUCGCUUCUGUUAUGGGCAGAGAGUCGUCCGACUUUGACUACAUCGACGACAUACCCAUGAGCUCAACCGUCAGCCGCAAGAGUAGCCAAGAGAGCUAUACUACCAGUGCUCGCGAACAAUACGAUCGACUUUUAAUACCGGAAAUACCGGAUACGGGCAACGAAUCUGACUGUGAAUUAAGUCAGACAACUGUCAUUCACGCAGAAACACAAUCAUUGCUGAGUCCCAUAAGCGGAACUCCACCAGAAACCACUAAAUUGCACCCCAAAUACCACCACCACCCACAUCAUAGUCACCAUCAUGCACACCAUCACUACAAGUCAUCACAUCAUCCAGACAAUUUAUAGCUAUCCUAGAAUUAUUCAAUUCAACUA
Oppiella nova is the source of this 1470-nucleotide messenger RNA. The record is from the annotation of a GenBank genome assembly. NCBI's taxonomy places the organism in Eukaryota, Metazoa, Arthropoda, Arachnida, Sarcoptiformes, Oppiidae.